This is a messenger RNA of Cornus florida, 1705 nucleotides long. RefSeq names its product high mobility group B protein 9. NCBI's taxonomy places the organism in Eukaryota, Viridiplantae, Streptophyta, Magnoliopsida, Cornales, Cornaceae. Gene Ontology annotation, molecular function: DNA binding. The transcript has 5 exons. The record is from RefSeq and is a predicted model, not a curated record. The coding region runs from base 539 to 1423 and encodes 294 amino acids.
ACACCAUAUAGUAGCCGUAAAAAGGCACCAUAUAUAGAUAUCAAUCUACUGUACAACAAGAUAUAAUCAGAGUCUACUCUACCCUAUUAUGUCUCCCUACGGGUCUAUUACUAUACUGGUUAAGUGCAUGUAACGUUUAAAUGUGAAAGGAGAGAGAAGAGAUGUUGUGUCAGCUUUGAAGUACAAAACAGACAGCUAUAGUGAGGAGAGAGGUUGGUAAUUAUGAAGCUCAAAGUCUGUGAAAAUUAAAUAUUACUAGUAAACCAUUAGUCACUUCUGCUCAGUAUUUUUGACCACUCAUAGAGUGUUUUCGUUUAUGAAACCGGAGACUACUGUUCAGAAAAAGCCAAACUUUGUAUAACCGUUGUCCACCUUCUUCUUUUAAUUUUGGCUUUGGUCCGACUUACUUUCCUUAAUUACAAGCUUAUCUGGAAUCACUUCUUUAUCACCAUUAUUACAUCUAUCUAUCUCCAUCACUUUCUCUCUCCACAUUUCUUCUCCGAUUUCCCGGCGGCCUCUGGAAGUCUCUGGUGAGACAAUGUCGUCGAUGGCGAUCAUCUCCGUCCAGAAUGAGGUGGAGGAUAAACGUUAUCCUGAGCCCCUUGCCUCACACGAGGACGUUGUCAAGGACCCUAAACUCUUCUGGGACACUCUCCGUAACUUCCACUCUGUGUUGGGUACCAAAUUUAUGGUUCCUGUGAUUGGAGGGAAGGAGUUAAAUUUACAUGCUUUAUAUGUGGAGGUUACCAAGAGGGGUGGUUAUGACAAGGUUAUUUUGGAGAAGAAAUGGAGGGAAGUGAGUUCUGUUUUCAAUUUCUCUCCAACAACAACAAGUGCUUCCUAUGCAUUGAAGAAACACUACUCUAGUCUUCUUCAUCAUUAUGAACAUGUUUACUUCUUUAGGCUACAAGGUCCCCUGCUUACCUCAACAGACCCUCUAUGUUUUGAAGCUGUUGGAACUAUUGAUGGGAAAUUCGACUGUGGUUAUUUGGUGUCUGUGAAAUUGGGUUCCAAGAUUCUCAAUGGAGUACUCUAUCACCCAGAGCAGCCUAGCUCUUCUAUGUCGGCUGUCCAGCCUUGCACUGCUAUUAUUCCGUACAACCCCAAGCCCGUGCCUCAUCAUUCUGGUCGAAGGAAUAGAAGAAGAAGGGGAGGGGAUCCCAGCCGCCCGAAACCCAAUAGAAGUGGCUACAAUUUCUUCUUUGCUGAAAAGCAUUCUGUGUUCAAAUCUCUUUACCCAGAUCGAGAAAGGGAGUUCACCAAGAUGAUUGGAGAGUCUUGGAGCAAUCUUAGCCUAGAAGAGAGAAUGGUUUACCAGGACUACGGUUUGAAGGACAAAGAAAGAUACCAGAGAGAAAUGAAAGAAUACAAAGAGAGAAUGCAGCUGAAGCAGCCCAAUGAUGCUAUGGUAGCUGACUAUUGAGCUCAAGUAGGGUGACCAACAAAAGAAAGGUUUCUUUUUGUUCCCAGAAUCUAUAGACAUGUAUAAUGUGCAUGUACAAUGUUAAAAAACAGAAUCUGUAGUACACAUGUAUUGUAUUUUGUAUACAUUGGUAAAAUUUGGGACCUCAAACAUGAGGUGUGUCUUUCAAUCUCAGGUGGGUCACUUUAUGUCGAAAUGAUGUCAAAUUUUAGGUCUGAACUCUGCAUUGUCCCUUGCAGCAUCCUCAAUUGAGGGAGAUUAACAUUAGAGUGAAUUCUGGGA